This is a messenger RNA of Episyrphus balteatus (marmalade hoverfly), 1293 nucleotides long. RefSeq lists its product as uncharacterized. Bases 381 to 1262 code for a protein of 293 amino acids. The record is from RefSeq and is a predicted model, not a curated record. NCBI's taxonomy places the organism in Eukaryota, Metazoa, Arthropoda, Insecta, Diptera, Syrphidae. The transcript has 6 exons.
ACUGUCCGUUAUAAGUUCGUUAUUGUUUAUUUUUUUCGAUUUAUCUUGUAACAGAAAUUUGAAAAAAAUCAGUUGAUUGGAAAAUUCUUAUUAUUUUUUUGAAUGUUAAUUCGUCAUAACUGAAACAUAUCAAAACAAUUUGUCAAAAUGUACGAAAUAAAAAUAUUUUUUCGGUUAUUUCAAAAGUAUAUGAAUAACAGAUGUGACAUCGUUGUUGUGAGAAAAUAACAAUUUCUAAGAAUCAGAAUCGAGUUGAAUUGAAUUUAUACCUUAUUCGUACAAAUCGUGUCAAAUGAUCAAAUUUCAUAUCAAUCAGUUAUGAAUAAUAUUAAAGCAAUUAAACUUACACUUGGCACAACUUUUGGAUACAAAUUAACGCAAUGAAUUAUUGGAUGCUUCUUGUUAUUAUUGGAUUGACAUUUGAUGGUCAUCGAGUAUGCAGCCUCAUUGUGACGGAAAUUAAUGUGCCAGGAAUUGUUGACUUUCGAGAUAAUGUUACAUUGUCGUGUAGCUAUAACAUGGCUGGACAUACAUUGAAUUCAGUCAAAUGGUACAAAGAUGAGAAUGAGUUUUUUCGUUACUCACCAAUGAUGCAUCCCUAUUACAUGAAAUUCCCUGUUGAAGGUGCUGAAGUUCAAGAAAACAAACAUAAUUGCAAUUCCUCAAUAUGUCGAAUUGAACUUGGAGCAUUGGGUAAAAAGUCAUCUGGUGUAUACAGAUGUGAGGUUUCUGGUGAUGCACCACAUUUUAAGUUAACAACUAAAGCAGCCAAUAUGACAGUAGCUGCCUUACCACAAAACAACCCCCUCAUAAGUGGAUUCCAUCCAAUGUAUCAUUUUGAUGAAUUUGUUACAGCAAAUUGUUCUUCAGAUUACUCAAGUCCCCCUGCAAUUUUGUCAUGGUAUAUAAAUGGUGAAUUGGCUUUACCUGCAGAACUUCAACCAAGGCAAGAAAACACAUUUGCUGCUCACGAUUAUCUACUCAAACGUCAAAUACUUCAAAUACAUUUCUAUGUGAAUGGACCGCGUUUCAUACAUUUCCGAAAAAUGCUAGAACUUAAAUGUGUGGCCGAUAUCAUUGGCUUUCCGCAUCUUCGGCGGGAAUCUAAAUCGUCAGCAGUCUUGACGCAUGAUCAAAACCUCAACAAUCAAAUGCUUCUCAGUACAGGUGAACGAAGUGCUUCUUCAGCGACGAUAUUUGCUGUUAGUAUUCUACGACUUGCUAUGUCUAUCAUCUUCCUUCAGUCUGCAAUUUUCAGCUAGUCACUCACCUCCAAAAGGUUUUACUAAUCAC